This is a messenger RNA of Anopheles marshallii, 5985 nucleotides long. Its product is annotated as cholesterol transporter ABCA5-like. Lineage: Eukaryota; Metazoa; Arthropoda; Insecta; Diptera; Culicidae. Gene Ontology annotation, molecular function: ABC-type transporter activity; ATP hydrolysis activity; ATP binding. Gene Ontology annotation, cellular component: intracellular membrane-bounded organelle; membrane. The coding region runs from base 1 to 5985 and encodes 1994 amino acids. Gene Ontology annotation, biological process: transmembrane transport; lipid transport. The record is from RefSeq and is a predicted model, not a curated record. The transcript has 9 exons.
AUGGGAAAGGAACUGAUGAACAGUAGCAACUUCUGCCAACAGCUCGGCGCAACGUUGGUACGCAAUUUCAAGCUAAAGAUCCGAGACUCACGCAAAACGAUAGCGGAAGUGUUUCUGCCGCUUUACACGCUCGGCACGCUGAUAGUGUUAAAAAUUCUCAUACCGAAUCCCAACUUUCCCGCCAUCACGGAGCCACGAGGUGCAGCGACACUGUUCGAACAUUUCCAGCAUCAUAAAGCCCACACGAUUGCCGUGCUGCCGCAGCCAAACUCCUCCACAACGGUUCCGUUUCUGAGCGAGGUCAACGAAUUAUGGAUGUCGAAUCGACGCCACCAGCCAGGAAUACAUCCCAUCAAGUGGAUGGUGUACGAAACGCCGGAAGAAUUGCUAGCUGCUUACUGGCGAGAUCCUAGCAAGAUGCCCCUGGCACUGAUAUUCCACUCGGACGACCCACUGUUCGGUCCGCUCCGGUACGAAAUACGCACCAAUCCUUCAUUCUUCGUGACACCAUCGACGACAGAGCUGUAUUCGUCGCUGGUCACGUGCAGGCAAUCGGAUAGCUACUGGUCGGCGGUGAUCCCGAUCGAAACGGGCGAUUCGUGUCCGGUGAAUCAGUACUACUAUUCGGGGUUUAUUGCACUCCAGACCCUGCUCGACUACACCAAGAUCCGGAUCGUGACGCAGAACGAAGAGCUGCAGAUACCUCAUAUUACACUAGAGAUGUUUCCCAAGGAGGCCUACACUGGCAACUGGAUGGUCGCGUUUAGGCUGGUCAUUCCGAUCUACAUGGUGAUGGCUCUAUCGCAAUUCAUUACAUAUCUGCUAAUACUGAUCGUCGGGGAAAAAGAGAACCACAUCAAGGAAGGAUUAAAGAUAAUGGGAUUAAGAGACUCCGUUUUCUGGUGCGGUUGGUUCGUCAUUUACGCCGUGUUUGUAACAUUUCUUAGCUUUGUGUCGGUGAUUCUCGUGUUUUCGCUCGGAGUCUUUCAACAUACCAACUACCUGCCAGUAUUCAUACUGAUUCUGCUGUACAGCUUUUCGGUUAUUUUGAUUGGCUUCAUGAUUACACCGUUCUUCGACAACUCGCGGACUGCUGGCAUACUGGGGAACUUUGCGGUUAACAUUAUGUCACUCUUAUACUUCUUGCAAGUGUUCAUCGACGAUACACACACGUCGGCAGCGUUGUGGACUGUGUCACUCAUUUCCCCUACAGGGUUUGCGUUGGCAAUGGAUAAAAUCCUUGUGUUGGACAUAUCCGGCCAAGGUGUCACGCUAAACAACCUCUGGACCGGGCCAGGCAUUCCGAUCGGAGGAUCCAUCCUUAUGCUCGUCGUGGACAUUGUGCUUUACGCGGCUCUGGCAUUCUAUUUUGAUUGUGUGAUUCCAUCGGACCAUGGUACGAAACAGAAACCUUGCUUCUGUCUGAACCGAAACUACUGGUGUAAGAAAAAAGUGCCAAAAGUACCACUGCUGAACGGCGAAUCGGCCAACUCGUUCAACAAUGCGCUCGAGGAUCAGGCACGCGAUGUGGAACCAGUGUCGCGCGAGAUGCGCGGUAAAGAAGCGAUCCGUAUAGUGGAUCUGUACAAGACUUUCCACUCGUGUCGCAAACCAGCAGUGAACGCGGUCAAUGGAAUCAAUCUGACCAUCUACGAAGGACAGAUAACGGCGAUUCUCGGCCACAACGGAGCGGGAAAGAGCACACUGUUCAACAUUCUCACCGGACUGACGUCGCCUACAUCGGGCACAAUUUACAUCUUCGGGUACGAUGUACGUGAUCCGAACGAUAUGACCAUGAUCCGACGAAUGACCGGAGUGUGUCCACAGCAUGAUAUACUAUUUGAAACGCUUACACCCAAGGAACAUCUUUACUUCUUCGCCGCCGUCCGUGGCAUUCCACCGGCAUUGGUCGACAGCGAGGUGAAGAAAACGUUGCGCGAUAUUGACCUGUUCGAUACGGCGGAGACGCGAGUGAAGCAUCUGAGCGGUGGUCAGAAGCGGAAGCUCUCCGUCGGUAUUGCUAUCAUUGGUGAUCCGAAGAUUAUCAUCCUGGACGAGCCAACGGCCGGUGUGGAUCCGUACUCGCGGCGACACAUGUGGUCCAUUCUGCAAAACCGCAAGCACGGCAAGGUUAUCCUGUUGACAACACACUUCAUGGACGAAGCAGACAUUCUAGCGGAGCGAAAGGCCGUUGUGUCUCGGGGAAGAUUAAGGUGUUGUGGAUCAUCGCUGUUCUUGAAGAACAAGUUCGGCAUUGGCUAUCAUCUAACGCUGGUGUUGGAUACUAAUGCGUGCGAAACGUCCAUCACGAAGCUGGUUAACGAACAUGUGCCGCAGGCCGAGAAAGCCCGUCGACACGGGCGAGAGCUGAGCUACAUCCUGCCUCACGAUGCGGUGAACUCGUUCGUGUCUCUGUUUGACGAUAUCGAAAAAGAGAUCAAAACCAAACGGAUGAGGCUAGGUAUCUGCUCGUACGGUGUUUCCAUGACUACGUUGGAAGAGGUGUUUCUGCAUCUAGAAACGCAGCGUGAAGGUGAACAGAAGACUGGCGACACGGGUGAAGGCGAAGACGAAGAAGGAGAUGGGGAGGAUGACGAGGAAGAUGGACAGGCGGCGGGUUAUCCGGUGUCGGAAAAUCUGAGCCGCAAAGUCAUGAAAACUCGAGGUCUCCCCAGAAGUUUAUCGUUGCAGGAGCGUAGCAACAGUUAUCAGUCGCUGAAAAACGACACCAAAACAUUGCUCGACGAGCAAAACGCCGAAAAUAAGGCAUCCCUGCAGGAUAAUCGAAUGCAGUUUGAAACAAUCAUACCUAUCAACGGGCUCGGAUCGGACGGUGUUAGUCAGGGAACGGCCGGGUCCGGAAUUCAUCCGGUGUCCAUGGGCGAUGGUGUUGCUGGCGGUGUGGGUCAAAAUUCGACCAUGAAUUCACCGCAGUCGCAACGAAUGCAUCGCAAAAAGCACCACCGUUCAUCGCGCAACGGUGUGAGCAAAAGCACCAAGAGUAUCUACGAGGAUCAGCCGCAAACUCAUGGUUCCUCAUCGGCGGUGAAGUUGAAUAGCCAAAACCGAACCAACUGGAUGGAUUUGGAUGACAUUCCACUAUACCCGUCGAGAUGGAGUACGAUCGGAGCAUUGUUGAAACUUCGACUGACGAUUCUGUUCCGCGAUAUACAACGACUGUAUCUGUUGAUCAUUCUUCCGCUGGCAUUCACGGCACUGGGAUUGUAUCUAAACUCGAUACAGGUGCUGUCUCCGAUCAUGCGCUCCAUACUGCUCGACAACACCACCUACGGGAGCAACAUUACGAAGAUCGCCGUGCACGACAAUACCAAUCCAACGGCGUGGCCUCAUGCCGCCUUCGUUUAUCACCAUCAUCAUCAACAAAGGCAACAGAAGCGUGAGUCGCAGAAGCAUUACGAGCCGAUCCCUCAAUUUUUGCAUCAAAAGCACCACCAGCAGCAGCAACAAUCGAAAGAAGCGGCUCAUUUGUACCAUCGGUUCCUAGCAGAGCUACACCGAUCAGCGAAUGUGACGGAAGAUUACAAUGGUAACUUUUCCUUGCUGCUGGACAUCGCCCCUCACAUGGCUGCAUUCAACGUGAAUGUAAUAUCCUGGUCAAAUGUGUCCAUUACCACGCUGUACAACGAUACCACACAGCAUAGUCUACCGAUCAUUCUGAACUUGAUCAGCAACACACUGUUGCGUGUGUAUGCCGAACUAUCUCCUGCAUCUAUAAACUCCCAACAUCUUCUCUAUCAGCGUUCCGGUAGUGGCCGGAAAGGCCCGAUACCAACAUCUAACGCGCAGUCUACGCUCGAUUAUCAAGACGAUGGAACUGAUGCUGAAAAUUUCGACGACAUGGCAUUUCAACCUUUACCUUCGAGCACCAGUGCGAGCUCGACCUCUUCUUCCGGUGCUAUGUCAGACCGUGCCUCAAGCGACUCAAUGCUGCGUAUCGAACUAUGGUCGCAUCCUUUCCAGCAAACGGCCCAACCUCAAGAGUUCAAUAUAGGCACAUUUUCGUCCGCACUGUUCGUGGGAAUGAUAUUUGUACUGAUUCCCGUCUCACUGGCCGUCGAUAUGGUGUAUGAUCGUGAAAUGAAAGCAAAAAAUCAACUGCGUGUUAAUGGACUCUCGUCAUCCCUGUAUCUAUCGGCGUAUUUUAUCGUGCUAUCCGGCUUAAUGCUGGUUAUUUGUGCUGCAUUGCUUGGUUUAGUGUUUCUAUUCGACAUCCCCUCGUUCCGCCAGCCCCCGGCACUCAUCACUCUAGGAAUGCUAGUGUUUCUCUACUCGCCCGCUGGCAUCCUAUGUUCAACUUGCUUCUCCUACUUUUUUGAUCGUACUGAUUCAGCGCAAUCGAUCCUACCCAACAUACUGACGUUUGUAGGAUUAAUCCCAUUCAUACUGGUUGUGUUUUUGGACAUGCUGGGGAUUGAGGUUAAGGCAGCGAUUGCACUGCACUACGUGUUUUCCUUGAUCAAUCCAAUGUAUAUUCCGUAUGCGACGGUGUACUUCGUCGAUCGAGUAUACAUCGCUUGCCGAUUGAGCUCAGCCUGUGCAGAACUGUCGAUGGCUCAUUACAUGACCGAAGAGGUGAUCGUGAUGGCAUGCGGGUGCCUUUUGCACAUCCCGAUCUGGGCGUUCUGUUUACGCGUGUCGGACGUGAUGAAAAGUGGCGGGCGCAUGCGGGAUCUCUUCCAUCGAUCAGCAAGCGAAGAAGAUGUUAUGACCGAAGAACAAUGUACCGGAGAAUACGAAGAUGAGGAUGUACGCAACGAGCGUAGCCGCGUGUUCCGGCUUACAUCCAAUACACAACAAACGCAACAGGACGAUAUCACAGGUCCACAGGCACAGCCAGUAGUAUUAGUCAAGAGUCUUCGCAAGGAGUUCUCGCAAGAGUCAUUGUGCGGAAAUUGCUGUUGUUGUGCGGAUGAUGAGCCUCCAAGAAAGAAGAUUUCCGUACGAAGUCUGUCGAUAGCGGUGGACGCGGGAGAAGUAUUAGGCUUGCUCGGGCACAACGGUGCUGGUAAAACGACCACCAUGAAGAUCAUGACAGGCGAGACGGCUCCAACACGUGGCACGGUUCGCGUCGCCGGACACAGUAUUACUAUCAAUCAAGACGAUGCCUUCAAAACGUUGGGCUACUGUCCCCAGCAUGACGCCCUGUGGAAGAACGUGACGGUGCGCGAGCAUCUAGAGCUGUAUGCACGUAUACGUGGAGUGCGCGGAAAGGAUCUGAACCGAUUGAUAUCGACCUACCUAACGGGGCUACACAUAAACGAGCAUGCAAACAAGCAAACCCAACAUUGUUCGGGCGGUACCAGGCGCAAAUUGAGCUACGCAAUGGCAAUGGUGGGAGCUCCGAAAGUUGUGCUGCUCGAUGAACCUUCGACCGGAAUGGACCCAAAAUCGAAAAGAUUCCUCUGGGACACUAUUUUGGCCAGCUUCCAUGGUAAACGUUGCGCAAUGUUGACGACACACUCGAUGGAGGAGGCCGACGCUCUCUGCUCUCGCGUUGGAAUAAUGGUCAAGGGAGAGCUAAGAUGUCUCGGGUCAACGCAACACCUGAAGAAUCUCUACGGUGCCGGUUACACGCUGGAGAUUAAGCUGAAGCACAUAGAAAAUAUAUACAGCGAGACACCAAUCGAAAGCCAACCCAGCAGCAGCCAGGAGCAGCUACAGCUCGACCAAAGCACGGACCACAUUGCACCGGUUAUCAGCAACUGCAUUGACAAUCGUUCGAUGGCGUUGCGCAAUUUCGUAACGGAUCUAUUUCCGAGUGCCACCUUGGAAGAGAGUUUCGCCGAUCGGCUAGUAUACUCUGUACCACAGCAAGCCGUCAGUUCCUUAGCUGAAUGUUUUUCACGGCUCGAGAAAGCCAAAACCGAGCUAGACAUAGAGGAAUACUCAUUCAGCCAAACAACACUAGAACAAGUGUUCUUAAAGUUUGCCCACUACGACGAGGAAACCUCCAGUGUGCAGUAG